ACUUGGGAACAACAACAGGAGCCUUGCAAAUCUCCUUCCUUGGCGGCUGCCCAGCUGAGCGGAGGGUCCAUGGGGUUCCUGUUCUGCCCACAAGUGCAAAUCUGGGUCAGAGAGCUGGCCCCAGGCCCAGCUUCUGUGUUUGUUCCGGAGUCCCUUGCCAGGCCCCUGUUGCUCCUUGAUCGUGCGCGUUCCCCCUGGGGAUGUGUGUUUGAUCCUUGAACUCUAAGCGCCACAUAGUCACGACUUGGGAGUGAAUUCCCCAUUUACAGCUUUGACUUAUCUUCAGCAAUAAACAACCACCUCUGGUAUAAAUAGCCACCGCUGAGAAGGAUCGGUCACACGAAGCAGCAGACGCUGAAAGGACUGGUAAGAAUCUGGGCCUCUCCUGGUACUAUGGCUUGCUUCUCUCUCUCUUUCUCUCUCUCUCUUCUCUCUCCCUCUCUCAAAGCUCUUUGAAAAGACUUUGCUUCCCCUGCAGAGAAGUUGCCUCUCCAUUUCUUUCUUGAUCAGCCUUUGCCAACUCCCCGGUGCCCACCCGAUGUUUUGGACCACAGAUCCCAUCAGCACCAGCUAGCACAGCAGCCUGAGCACAUCAGGAGGGCACCACCAGGUUGGCAAAGGCUGACUUGGUUGUUCUGCCUGGGGCUUCCUCUUGGAUAUAUCAAUGGAUACCUUGGGGUGUAUACCUUGGAAGGAAAGCUCAUUGGACUCUUCCAAUGAGCAGGUGCCCCAGCUUGGGAAGCAUCUCUGGGCAUCUUGCUGCUGCUGCUGGGCUAGGUGGACGUAGCAGAUCUUGUGUGCAGCAAUUCUUGCUUAAGGGCAGAAAGAGCUGCCCUAUGGGGUCAUGCCAAGGGGAGCCCACCUCACCUCGAAUCCGGCUGCUUCUCAAAAUGGCCAGCCCGGUGCCUCCAGGGAAGCCCACAAGCAAGACUUUAUGGUAACUAGUCCUUCUGUGUUGCUUGCGAACUGGCAAGAUCCGCUGGAUCUGGUCUUCCCAUUGGCUCUUCUGUUUAAUCUUCAGCAUGCCUCUUUUUCUCCUCACUUCCAAUUUCUCUCUUUCUUGGUCUUGGGAGAGAAAAGCUCAAGAAAUCCUUUUGUUGUUGUUUUUCUACAUCUUUGUGGAUUCUUCUGGCCUGACGUGAUCCCCUUCUGCAGUCUCCAGGUUGGAACGCAUUGCAAGAUGAAAGCCAUCACAGUGACUCUGGCCCUGGUGUUCCUCACAGGUGAGUCCCCUCGACCCUGUGCUCACGGGCAGGGAAUGGCAGCUCUCCCUGAGGCAGCCCAACUCCUGCCCAAGAACCUUGGGGGGGAUGAGCUCUGAAGGACAUGCUCCGAUCUCCGCUAAUCUCUGCUUGUGGGUGGAGGGAGGAGUAGCCGUAGAGGAGUGGGCUCUGCCUUCGCAGGGCCGAACUGGGGAGACCUGGCUCGCUUCUGACUGCCCCUUUCUAAACACUCUGCCCUUAGGCUCUAACCAUUAUUGCAUUUCUAAUGCAGGAACCCAGGCCCGCCACUUCUGGCAGCAAGAUGAGCCCCAACAAACCCCCUUGGAGCGUGUGCACGACGCUCUCACUGUUUAUGUAGAAACCAUCAGGACUGGUCUCCGUGAAGCCAUCACUCAGCUGGAUAACUCUGAAUGGGGCAAGGAAGUAGAGUGAGUAGCAAUUUAGGGGCAAGCAGGGAAUAGACUGGCAGGCUGCAGGCUUUUGGGGUGGCCAAAGCUCCUUCCCCUUUAUCUCCUCAGGAGAUGAUGCUUCUGCCUCAGGAGGGCUUUCCAUCUGUGCAGUGAGGGAGCGGGGGCAGGGAGGAGUGGCUGGCUGGCUGGCUUUGUGGAUACCUGUGGAGGCCUUUCCAAACCCAUGUCCCCCAGAUCUCCAUUCACCCUCAUGGAACUGUGGUGCAGCACCGACCUCCGACCUCCCCCCACCCCGGCUAAAAGCCAGAUAUGGGGGGGGGGGGUGCCUUACAUCCACUCUGAUCUCAGGGGCCUUCCCUGGGAGGGACAGCCCCACAAAAUCUAGAGGAGCUGGAUUGCAUGACCCGCCUCACCCCACCCCGGCUGGGCUACUGAACAGCAUCACAAAUUCAUAGCUGAAAGAGGAGCCUCAAAUAUACUUUUUAAGGCAACUGCUAAAUAGACAUGCCUUGUAUGAACCCUAUAAACAGAUUUUUUAAAAAUGAAAUUAGACAACUGAGGUGUGUAUGUGACAGGGUGGGGGGAGGAAUCCUUUUAUAAAGGAUGAGUAGAUGCCAUAUUUUUAUCGACGCAGCCUUGGCUCAUGUUGGCUUCUGCUGCUGCUGCUAUUGGGCGAGGAGGCAGUUUUGUCAGGUCUCUGUGUUGGGUUCAGACAACACCGAUGGCCAGAGCAGAGGGUGGCUUCCUCGCUUCUGCUCCACAUUGUAUAAAGGGGUAGCAGAGACCCUGACCUUCCUUAGCAGAACAGGAGGUUGAAACUGGCUGGUGCUUCUGGAGGAGAGGUGCUCCUUUCUUCUUCUGGGCUGGAGCAAGAGGUCUAGGCACCACCUCUGCCCUCCCUUCACCCACUAACUUGGUCUCCCCAUCCUCUCUCUGUAGCCUAAGCCUGGUUCCGAAAUUGGACAAGGCGCACCAGAUAUUAGCUGAGUUGCACAAAGAAAUAGCCCCCGAGAUGGAAGAACUGAAGCAAGAGCUGAAAGUGCACUGGGAAAAGGGGAUGGAGGAGCUGAAGAAGCACUUGGAAAGCGUGAAUGCCAAUAUCCAGCCCUACUUUGAUGAAUUCAGCAAGAAGUUCCACCAGGAAUUAGAGGCUCUCCGGGCCAAGGCAGAGCCCAUUGAGCAGGAGGUGAAGCAGAUUGUGCGCCAGAACCUGGAGACAAUUCAGGAGAAGGUGAGGCCAGUGGCCGAGGAAGCGCGGGACAAGCUGCGGGACCACGUGGACGAGCUGCGUGCCAAGGUGGCCCCCCACGCCGAAGAGAUGCGCCAGAGGCUGAGCCAGAAGCUGCAGGAGCUCCGGGAGCAGGGCGCCCCCAGGUUGAGAGAGUUUCAGGCCGAGGCCCAGAAGCACUUCACUGCCCUGCGGGAGAAGAUUGGACCCAUGGUGGAGAAGGUGCGUGAGCAACUGCCCACUAGCGUGGAAAGCUUCAAGACCUAUGUGGAGGGCCUCAUCGCCAGUGUGCAAAAGGCCGUGGAGGACGAGAUGAAGAAGGAGCAGCAACAGCAGGCCGCCUAGAGAGAAGCAUGGCAGCCCCUCUCCUUCCAGGAUCCUGCCUGGACCUUUGGGCCUCCCUCUUCCCUCUGAUCAGGGUUCCUCUGAAUAAGCACUGCCUCCCCACUUUGGUAUUUAUCGCUGACCUUUCCCACCCCACAUUUUGGCACCACAACCCUGGGUGGGUUAUGGGGUGUGAGCAGGGAAAGGAGGGGUUGCAACUCCUCCCCACGCCCUUAAGACCCCAGCUGGAAGACCUCAGGCUGGAGUGGAAGAAAACCUAGCUUCUCUCCCCCUCUUCUUCCCACCGCCAUCCCCACCUGCUCAGUCCAGUGCCUCUCUCCUUCUCUUUUGCCGAAUAAAAAGCAAUUUUAAGAGAUAUG
Podarcis lilfordi (Lilford's wall lizard) is the source of this 3565-nucleotide messenger RNA. The record is from the annotation of a GenBank genome assembly. NCBI's taxonomy places the organism in Eukaryota, Metazoa, Chordata, Lepidosauria, Squamata, Lacertidae.